AUGUGGAGCAACCUACCCUUUGAUGUUCUAUCCUCCAUCUUCUCUUUUCUCUCCCCAGAUUCCUUAGCUAGAGCAAGAUCAUCUUGCAAGAAUUGGCACACAUGUGGAACUUUCAUAACCCAAUACAAACCUCAUGAGAAUCAUACACAACCAUGGUUCUUAGCACUUCCUAUUCGAAAUUACCAAAAACCAUUUUGCUAUGCUCAAAAUCCAAUCACAAAUAAUUGGCAUGAAAUUUCACUAGAUUUCAUUCCAACCCAAACAACACUUAAACCAGUUGCACCAAUAGGAAGCUUUGUCCUUUUUAAGGUAACAAAUUCGACAACACUUCAAUUGGUUCUUUCUAACCCUUUUACAAGACAAUUCAAGUACUUACCUAAGUUGAAUGUUUCAAGAACCAAUCCAGCUUGUGGAAUUGUUACAAUUAAGGAGGGAAAUGAUGUUUGUUACUUUCCUCGUUUUAGAAUCUAUGUCGCCGGUGGUAUGUCCGAGGCUAAACACGGUGGCGCCACCGCGUAUGAAACAACCGUGGAAAUGUAUGAUUCAUGUGUUGACACGUGGGAGAUUGUCGGGUCGGUGGCGGUUGAGUUUUCCGUUAGGCUAACGGUUUGGACACCAAAUGAGAAUGUGUUUGUGGAAGGAACAGGAACAAGAACAAGAACAACAACGUUGUAUUGGAUAACCUCGGCUAGGGCUUAUAGUGUGAUGGGAUUUGAUGUUGGAGAUAAUUGUUGGAAGGAAUUUGGUGUGCCUCAUGCGGAUAAGCUUGAGUCUGCCACACUUGUGAGAUGGAAUGGAGGGUUGGGAUUGGUUGGUGGCACGUGUGGGGGGAGUGUUUGUGUUUGGGAGAUGAGUGAAGAGGAUGAUGAGAAGUGGUGUUUGGUUGAUGAGAUGCCAUUUGAAUUAGGGUUGAGAUUGUUGGGUGGGAAGAGAAAUUGGGAGGGUGUUAAGUGUGUGAGUGAUGAUGAUGCUAUUUGUUUGUAUAGAGAACUUGGAAAUGGAAUGGUGAUUUGUAGAAAAGUUGGGGGGGUUAUGGGUAGAUGGGAAUGGGUUUGGGUUGAUGGGUGUGGUUAUGUUAAGGGAAAAAAAGUGGUUAAUUGUCUUAUUAGAGGAGUGCUUGUUCAUCCAAGUCUUGCUUGUUCAUCUAUUUUCUUUUGA
Molecule: messenger RNA, 1158 nt
Organism: Lathyrus sativus (Indian pea)
Lineage: Eukaryota; Viridiplantae; Streptophyta; Magnoliopsida; Fabales; Fabaceae
Source: the annotation of a GenBank genome assembly